This is a messenger RNA of Melozone crissalis (California towhee), 1022 nucleotides long. RefSeq names its product mitochondrial ribosomal protein L4 (gene MRPL4). The transcript has 9 exons. The record is from RefSeq and is a predicted model, not a curated record. Bases 1 to 894 code for a protein of 297 amino acids. Lineage: Eukaryota; Metazoa; Chordata; Aves; Passeriformes; Passerellidae. Gene Ontology annotation, molecular function: structural constituent of ribosome. Gene Ontology annotation, biological process: translation. Gene Ontology annotation, cellular component: ribosome.
AUGAUCCGCGCGGGGGCGGCCGCCCUGAGGGCCUGGAGCCGGGGCCGGGGCUGGGCCGCGCUCUCGACGGCGCCUCCGGCCGCGCCUGCGGUCCCUGAGCCCCGCAAGGGACUGUCCCCAGAGGAGCCCCCGGUGGCGUCCCCGGUGCUGAGGAGCUGCAGUGUCCCCGUGCCGUCCCCGCUGUCCCCCGUGCAGGCCUGGGUGGGGUCCCUGCGCCACCCCCAGGACACGCUGCGGGGCCUGGCCGACCUGCACCCCGACGUCUUCGCCGUCACCCCCAGGCUGGACAUCCUGCACACGGUGGCCACGUGGCAGAAGAACUUCAGGAGGAUUAGCUAUGCCUGCGUGCGCACCCGGGCCGAGGUGCGGGGCGGUGGCCGCAAGCCCUGGCGGCAGAAAGGCUCCGGGCGCGCCCGGCACGGCUCCGUGCGGUCCCCGCUGUGGAGGGGAGGUGGCAUCGCCCACGGCCCACGGGGCCCCACCAGCUACUUCUACAUGGUGCCCAUGAGGGUGCGGGUGCUGGGGCUGAAGGUGGCCCUGAGUGUGAAGCUGAUGCAGGAUGAGCUGCACGUGGUGGAGAGCCUGGAGCUGCCCAGCAGUGACCCCCAGGAGCUGCUGGAGCUGGCACGGGCACGGCGCUGGGGACACUCCGUGCUGCUGGUGGACACCAAUGAAUUCCCAGAGAACAUCAGCGCUGUGGCCGAGGGGCUCAAAUCCAUCACCCUCAUCCCCGCCCUGGGGCUCAACGUGCACAGCCUGCUCAAGCACCAGACGCUGGUGCUGACCCUGGACGCCGUCGCCUUCCUGGAGCAGCGGCUGCUGUGGCACGACUCGCGCUACUCACCCCUGGUGCCCUUCUCCCUGCCCCACCGGGACCUGCCCGGGGCCGCCUGAGACCCCCCAGGCGGGAUUUGCCCCUCUUGGGUGGGAUUUGCCCCCCCGGCUAGGAUUUGUCCCCCCCAUGGGGCAGAUCCUGUCAGGAAAGGAUUUGGGGACACCGCGGCACAAUGAGGUUUUGUCCG